Lemur catta (Ring-tailed lemur) is the source of this 2623-nucleotide messenger RNA. It is a transcript of the gene TFAP4, whose product is annotated as transcription factor AP-4. Bases 960 to 2288 code for a protein of 442 amino acids. NCBI's taxonomy places the organism in Eukaryota, Metazoa, Chordata, Mammalia, Primates, Lemuridae. Gene Ontology annotation, biological process: regulation of transcription by RNA polymerase II. Gene Ontology annotation, cellular component: nucleus. The transcript has 9 exons. Gene Ontology annotation, molecular function: DNA-binding transcription factor activity, RNA polymerase II-specific; RNA polymerase II cis-regulatory region sequence-specific DNA binding; protein dimerization activity. The record is from RefSeq and is a predicted model, not a curated record.
GAGUGCUAGGAUUACAAGCGUGAGCCACCGCACCCAGCCCCUUUGACCUCUCUGAACCUCAGUUUCCCCAUCUGUUACAUGGCAAUCCUCAGGGUGCCUAUCACCAUGGGCCUGUGUGAGGCUCAGUGCAGAGCACACAAAAAUGGCUUCCACCAGCAACUGGCAGGGAGAAAGAGCACAAUAAAUGGUAGCUAUUAUUAAUGCAGCAACCCCUGGUGAGCAGGGUCCAGGCACAAGCAGGAGUGAUGGAGGGAAUGAGAUCAGGAUGACUUCUCAACCUUGAGCUGGCGGCCUGGUGAGCUUCUCUCCCCAUUGGCGCUGACUUGCUGAGCCUGCAGGGCUGGGACUGUCUAUGGGUGGGGUGUUUAUUCUGGGAAGCAGCCUGGCUGCUCCUCACACCCUGCUCUGGGGAGAAAGGAGGCCUUGGAGUGGGAACUGAGGCCCUUGCUGGGCCUGGCACAUACGACAUAGCGCCACCUGCCCGCAGGGCCCAGGGCUGGAAAUGCCCAGGAGACACAGCCCGAGAGCCUGGCUGGGUCUGGCAGGUUUGAGACACUCUCCCUGAGGGACUCACCUGACCCCUAGAAAACUUGUCCUGGAGAGCCUGAAAUGCUCAGUUUUUGGAAGUCUGGAGACUAGGCCCUGCAUGCCAGGGCAGGGAUGAGGCUGAGGCUCCUGGGCUAGGGGCAGAGUGACAUCGGAGGUGGACAUGUCCAUGCUGGCUUUGCUGCCCUUAAAGAAGUCCCUGGGAUCCUUCAUCAUGGCUGGCUUCACAUGCGUGGGAACUAUGCAACUGCAAAAAUACCCUUAGACGGGCCCGAACGUGGUUGAAUGUUCUGUUCUGUUGUCACCAUCUUGAAAUUCUUAAUCAUUUUUGAACACAGGGCACCCUCUCGCCCCCGCAUUUUCAUUUUACAUUAUGCAGCCCGUCCUGCCUUCAUGCUUUGGUUUCGCCCAGCAUGCGGCUUCUCCCCCACAUCUGGGCACUCGGACCCUCCCUCAGCCACGCCCAGCAAGCCCGGAGAGCCUCAGCAAAGCCCCAUGUCCUGAAAGGUGGUGGGGGACCAGCACCUGCCCCCAGCCCGACCGGACCAACCUUUCCGGAAGAGCCGGAGGCCGACUGUGUGAUCCGGGGUGAGGAAACUGCAGCUCAGAGGGGUGAGUGGAGGUCCCAGGGCCCGUGGCAUUGGAUCGUCUGGCUCAUGAUGGCUGUGAUGCCUGCCAAGGCGUUUCUGGUUAUUUCUAGCAGUGACUGGCCAAGUGCUUCCACAGUCCCAUCCCUGCUCCGACUGCUGGUAUCCAAGCCCCCGCCACCACUCCAAGCACGCUCUGGGUCCCGUAUGCAGCAGAGGAUACUAGGCCUUGCCAACAUUCCACUGACCCCUGAGACUCAGCGGGACCAGGAACGGCGGAUUCGGCGGGAGAUUGCCAACAGCAACGAGCGGAGGCGUAUGCAGAGCAUCAACGCGGGCUUCCAGUCCCUCAAGACCCUCAUCCCCCACACAGAUGGAGAGAAGCUCAGCAAGGCAGCCAUUCUCCAGCAGACAGCGGAGUACAUCUUCUCCCUGGAGCAGGAGAAGACCAGGCUGCUGCAACAGAACACACAGCUCAAGCGCUUCAUCCAGGAGCUGAGCGGCUCAUCCCCCAAGCGACGGCGGGCGGAGGACAAGGACGAAGGCAUUGGCUCGCCAGACAUCUGGGAGGACGAGAAGGCGGAGGACCUGCGGCGGGAGAUGAUCGAACUGCGGCAGCAGCUGGACAAAGAGCGCUCAGUGCGGAUGAUGCUGGAGGAGCAGGUGCGGUCCCUCGAGGCCCACAUGUAUCCAGAAAAGCUCAAGGUAAUCGCACAGCAGGUGCAGUUGCAGCAGCAGCAGGAACAGGUGCGGCUGCUGCACCAAGAGAAGCUAGAGCGGGAACAGCAGCACCUGCGGACCCAGCUCCUGCCCCCUCCAGCCCCCACCCACCACCCCACGGUGAUUGUGCCAGCACCGCCUCCCCCUCCCUCCCACCACAUCAACGUCGUCACCAUGGGCCCCUCCUCGGUCAUCAACUCCGUUUCCACAUCCCGGCAAAAUCUGGACACCAUCGUGCAGGCGAUCCAGCACAUCGAGGGCACCCAGGAGAAGCAGGAGCUGGAGGAGGAGCGGCGGCGAGCCGUCAUCGUGAAGCCCGUCCGCACCUGCCCCGAGGCCCACACCUCCGACACUGCCUCAGACUCGGAGGCCUCUGACAGCGACGCCAUGGAUCAGAGUCGGGAGGAGCCGUUGGGGGACGGGGAGCUUCCCUGACCACCCCGCCAGCCCUCCUCUCCCUUCUGGGGGCUGGAGGGGGCCGGGGCAGCAACAGGAAGAGACGUGGGUGAAUGAGUGAGAAAUUUUUACAAAAUUACGAUGUCAUUUGGGUCUCUUUUAUGACCUCUUUUUCAAUACUGUAAAUCGACCUUUGAACGAAGCCACCCAACCCGAGGUCCCGGGGCUGGGGUGGCCCAGAGUGUGUGGGAGAAUCGGGACCCCAGGGCUGGGCCUCGGCCCUGGGGGCUGGGGAAGCUGACACUGAGGUGCCUGGCCUCUCUCCGCCAAAAAGCAUUUUUUCCUUUAAAUAUGUUUUUAGGAACAGGGAAAAU